UCAUAUCUGAGGGCCCAGCUUUGUCCCACUUCCUGUAAUUCUUCCUUGAUCCUAGACUUGCUUGCUGGCUUACUUAGUUUGUUUGUCCAGGCAUCUUCGGUGGAUAUUCGUUUAUUUUAAAAUAAAGCAGAGCUCGUGAAACCAAACAUUUGCAAAGAUGGCUAUGCAAGCGGCAAAAAGAGUUAAUAUCCGAUUACCACCAGAAGUAAAUCGGAUCCUGUAUAUUCGCAACCUGCCAUACAAAAUCACGGCCGAAGAAAUGUAUGAUAUAUUUGGAAAAUACGGCCCAAUCAGGCAAAUCAGAGUUGGGAACACUGCAGAAUCAAGAGGAACAGCAUAUGUGGUCUAUGAGGACAUCUUUGAUGCUAAGAACGCCUGUGAUCAUUUAUCAGGAUUUAAUGUCUGCAACAGAUACCUUGUAGUAUUGUACUACAAUGCAAACCGGGCUUUCCAGAAAAUGGAUACCAAGAAGAAGGAGGAGCAACUCAAGCUUCUCAAAGAAAAAUACGGAAUCAACACAGAUCCACCAAAAUAAACUUUUUUAUAAUACAUUGACUUUUGUUCCUAGUUAGGAGCGCUUGCAGUGAUGCAUUCGGGACACACCCGUAUAACAGGGUGCAUCGGUUAUUUUUACAGUGUUGCUUUCCUGCAAUCCGACAGUUUUUCUUUGACAGGCAGAGUAAUAUUUUUUUGUUACAAAAAAAUCAGUACUACAGAUGUGUUGCAUAAUUUGGAUAGACCCUGAUAAAUCAAAAUAGUUUUAACAUGGCUGUUUUAAUAGUGUUUUGAUAACAAGGUCACCAGACAUCAUAAAUAAUAAAAAAUGAAUAAAUAAAACACACUUUUCUCUCCAA
Messenger RNA from Acipenser ruthenus (sterlet), 854 nucleotides. Its product is annotated as splicing factor 3B subunit 6-like. The transcript is spliced from 4 exons. Gene Ontology annotation, molecular function: mRNA binding. Gene Ontology annotation, cellular component: nucleus; cytoplasm; ribonucleoprotein complex. Bases 158 to 535 code for a protein of 125 amino acids. NCBI's taxonomy places the organism in Eukaryota, Metazoa, Chordata, Actinopteri, Acipenseriformes, Acipenseridae. The record is from RefSeq and is a predicted model, not a curated record.